UAGAAAACCCACGGACACAACGAGCAUGAUGAAAGCGCUCCGGCAACGGCAUGCAAGAACUUUUAUUCUUGUUUUAAAAAAAUUCUGACGGAUGUGUAGCGGAGAAGUGCAUUUAUCCUCGCCGAGUAAAUGAAAAGGACAAGGGAGGCUUUGUCCAUCAUGUUAAAGACGCCCAUUGUCCUUGUUCUUCUAGUGAUAACACGAGGACAAGAUCAAAUUAACAUACCUGAUUGCCAGCAUCCUUCUGCAGACCCCUCUGACACUAAAGAAUAUGUUUCAGAAGUAUUUUUAAAUGCUUGGUGCUAUAAGAAGACAACAGAUAUCAAUGAUAAGUUCCUGUGUGGCUGGGAACCGAACUUGGAACACCCUGGAGUCAUGUACACAACACACUACUGUAUAGAAAAUUAUGAGUGCUACAAAUCAAACCCCAUGAACUCCACAUCCUGUCACAUUUACAGGAAGGACUUGCUUAAAGGCCAUCUAGUCACAUUCUGGGUGAAGGCCUCAAAUGGGAAAAAGAAUUUUACAUCUACUAGCUACACAUUCACCUUGGAAAACAGCACUAAGUUCAUUCCUCCUACAAACAUAAAUGUGUCCAGAUCAGCCAGCAAUUUAAUGUUAACCUGGGAAAGCCCGUCCAAGGAGGCUCAUGGCUCACUGAAUGAGAUUCAGUACAGAAGAUGUGAAGUUCAACAGAAGCAUCUGCCAACAAUAAAUUCUUGUGUGAUGACUAAAUCAGAAAUGAAUUCAGAAGAGGCCUGGGAAAUUAAGAAUAAUGUUUUGGAGAAAGAUGUGAAAUGUAAAUCAGGAGGUGGCACAAAGAAUGACAGCUGUUCUGUGGUUCUUGACCCUAAGGAGGCCUACCGGAUUAGAGUAAGGCGUAGACCCCAAAAUGAAAGCAAGGGAGUGUGGAGUGAAUGGAGCCAGACAGUUUUUGUUCCAACAGAGCUGCAGUCUGAGCCAGAGGCUGGCAUCGAGAGCCUGAGUGAUCUGACUAAGGAUGGCAAACGGCUUCUUAAGCUCACAUUCAAGGCCAGUGAGAACCUUUCAGCUUCUCUGGGAGACCUGAGCUACAUUGUUAAGAUCUAUAUAAAGAACUGCCAACAAUAUCAUUUGCAGAAGGAAACAAGACACACAUGGUAUGCCUUUAACAUUUCAGCAGCAGAACAUGAAGUGUCCAUCAUAGCUACUAACAAAGUUGGGCAAUCCCCAGUAAAAACUCUACAAAUCCCACAGGCAAACAUAAAAGCCAUCAAAAUUGUUCGCUCCAGUGCUUUCCAACUUCAGAGUUCCUGCAAAAAAUAUUGUGUUGAAUGGCGAGAUGUAGCUGGAGAUGUCUGGAACUCAUCACACUUGAAAAUAAAGAAUGGUGAAUUCCACAUACAAAUGCUAGAAGGAAAACUGAACAAUUUUACCCGCUACCACAUCAUCUUUCAUUGUCUGAACAGGAAUAAGGAUUAUUUGACUGCAGUGGCACUUGAGACAUAUCUUAAAGAAAACAAGCCUCUUCACAGUCCAAGAGAAAUCAGAAUGUCAGAAGUCAGAAAGACGUCGGCCAUGGUCAAGUGGAGCCCAUUACCUUUACAAGACUGCCGAGGCUUUUUGGAAGCAUAUGUCAUUUACCUCGUUGACUCACAGAAUGUCACCACAGUUACUAAUGUGAACAGCAGUUUGUCUGAAUGGAAACUGGAAAACCUGAAGCCGAACACCAUUUACUUGCUGGACGUUGCAGCUCGGACCUCUGAAGGAGAAGGACCCAAGCACUCCACAGAGUUCAAAACAUUGCAGUUUGAUCCAGGAGAGCUGGCUGGGAUUAUAGCAGCAAUCAGUUUAUCGACACUCCUGGUUGCAGGCCUUUGUUGUGCAGCCAUUAAGAAGCUUAUAGCAUUCUGCCAUUCAGAGGUCCCCAGUCCUGAAAAUACCACAGCCAUUACUUUCUCUGUGAGCAGAAAGUCACAGGUGCUUCCCCCACAGCAGGCUGUAUCUGCAUCAGAAGAAGCCACAUCUGAUAUUAUGGUCAUACCGGAGGCAGAAGCAAUGUCCCUGCUGUCAGAGGAUGCUAUCCAGACUCUGACUAAAGACAAUGAAAGUGAGGAUCUGCUUUCAGACCAAGGAAGCCUGUCUGAAUCCGUACUAGUUGUGAGCCAGCAAUAUGCCGUGCAGUCAGUGAACCAAGAGAAUUGGGAGCAAAUUGAAGAUGCUGAGUUUGACGAAGAGCCAGUUAGUGAAGAACCAAGUGAUGGAGCAGCUACAACCAUCUACAAAAAGGGCCUGGUGCUUGAAUUGUGUCAUGUGAAAAAUUAAUGGAAGGUCUUCUUGGCUUGGAUAGACAGGCUGACAACAAAUCAGGUGGAUGUUUCCACUUGUCAAAAGGCUGUCACUGUACCACAAACACAGGAUGAUGAGGAUCAAAUAGUGUGGAAACUAGUAAUGCCAAAGGGACAUUAAAGCAUUAAAGACCCCCUACCUGAACUAAUGGCUGUCCAGUAAAAGUUUUAAUGGGACAGAAAAGGAAACAUCUCACAAAGGUUGACUAUAUGUGAUGAUGUGAGUAGAAGAGGGGGGCAUAACAACAAUACAGGCACUGUACAGCACUGAAGAACAGAGAUGUUUGGAAAUGUCUUUUUGGAUUUUAACUGAUUAUCUGAAAAGCAUAAUAAAACAGAUGAAGGUAUUAAUCUAUCAAAUAAAGUUAAGUUUACAGUGCCAUUUAAUGUAUGCAUCAACACACUGUGCUCAAAAGGGCCAACAAGAGUAUACUGCAGAAUAAAGUGCCCUCCCAACCUCCUAGUCCUACACCCCUGUGAGCACUAAACACACCUUCAGCGUCUUUGUGUUGUUUCACUAGCAGAAUAUAAAUUGUUAUUUACUGGUAAAAGCAUUCAGGAAGAGUGUGAUGUGCUCAUGAGGAGGAUUACAUGUUCACUAUUGGCUAAGUUGUUACGUUUCAGUAUCAGAAUCCUUUGUGUUAGGUAGAGUGAUUAGCCUUUGCACACCAGGAUGGACGGUUCAGCACACCUUACAUGGCCAACAGAGUGAGCCCGCAGUCCCACUGCCCAGUCUGUAGCCCCUCACUGAAAUCCUUUCACUGGGUCCUUGCCAAAUCUAAAAAACAUCAGUCAGAAUUCCCAUUUGAAAGUCAGAACACCUGAAUGCCAAACUCGGUGGUUACCAUACUGUACUGUAUGUGGAGUAGUUAUUAAAAUAAGAAGAGAAAGCUUGUUAUUGUUAUAGGCAAUGUAUGUGUCUCUUGGAGUGCCUAUAAAAAGUUUUCACCCCUUUGGAAAUUUUCUCAUUUUAUUGUUCU
This is a messenger RNA of Erpetoichthys calabaricus (reedfish), 3307 nucleotides long. It is a transcript of the gene il12rb1, whose product is annotated as interleukin 12 receptor subunit beta 1. Gene Ontology annotation, biological process: cytokine-mediated signaling pathway. Gene Ontology annotation, molecular function: cytokine binding; cytokine receptor activity. Bases 130 to 2304 code for a protein of 724 amino acids. The record is from RefSeq and is a predicted model, not a curated record. The transcript is spliced from 17 exons. NCBI's taxonomy places the organism in Eukaryota, Metazoa, Chordata, Cladistia, Polypteriformes, Polypteridae. Gene Ontology annotation, cellular component: signaling receptor complex; external side of plasma membrane.